UAAGGUUUUAACAACGUACACUGUAACAAAAACAUCCCAAGAAAAAGAAAAAGUAAAAAAACAAUGUAUGUGUUGGUUCCUGACGAGUUCAACUACUUUCUCUCUCUGCUUCUCCUUUCUUUCUCUCUCUACUCUGAAACAAGUUGAAAUUGGCGUCAUCGCCAACACAAAUUUGGGUUCAAGACUCUCUCUCUCUAUAACCCGCAUUUAUGCGCUCUUAUCCCUCGCUUUAACUCUCCCUUUGGGUUCUUUGUGUUUUCUUAUUCUCUUUUGUAUUCUUUGUUAUGAAGUUACUCGCUCCUUGCUUCAUUCUCUUUCGUUCUUCUCCGUUUUUAUGGAACACCCAUUUCUCAGGUGCUAGUGAUUACAAGGGGUUUGAGGGUGUUGGUUUUCUUGAUGGGGAAAGGUGAAGAUGGACGCUGCAUUUUUCCUCUUACGAGUUUGCAAAUUGGAGACUUGCAAUCUUACUUUGCAGAUCUUAGCCUUUUCCUCGCAAAUGAUAGUAAAAAAAUGUAUAUAUUGGUUGACAAUAGACCAUGGCUAACUGACCUUGUGUCACGGGGAGCACACAUUUGGCAAUUGAUGAUUACCAAGUUGCAGUCAAGGUUAUCACCCUUUGUAUAUUCCAAAGCUCGAAGAGAGAGAAAGGAAGGCACGGAAGUUUGUUCUCAAUCAAGCACAAAUAAACCAAAGAAAUUUAAAAGAUGGUUCUCAUUUCUUGAUGCAGUCAUGUUAUCAAGGAAGAGAGUUUUACUGCCUGUGAAAAAUCUAAGGAAUUCCUUACAAUUUGGCAGCGAAUUGCAUAGAACUCUGUAUGGCUUUAUUGUAUUUGAAGUUGUGUGGAAAAAUGUUCGUGGUAUCAACUACUAUAAUGAGCUUCAGACUGAUACAUCACUGGCUAUAGAAGCUAAACUGAUGAAAAGAUGGGAAUUUGACAGCAUAGCUCAAGCUGCAAGCUGUAUGUCUUCAUGGUUUUCAGGAACACCUUCUGAACAGCAGCUCUUGAAAGAGCACCUGGAUUCUGUCUCAGGGGAAAUAUUUUAUGAUGCUAGUGAAGAUUUUUCUGGGACUGUAUCCAUUGAUGAUGAUGAUAAUGUCUGCAGUGGAAUUCCAGCUGUUGAAGAUAGUUUGGGUACCAAUGUAGAAGUCUAUUCUGAUAAUACAGAAGAGAGAACAGAUAUCCUACACACACCUCCUUCUGGACCUAAUAAGCGACGCAAAUUAAUGAAUUCCAUGAGUGCUGAAGUUGAAGUUGAUGGUUACUCGGCAACUGAAAUUGAUAACUCAUUGGAUUAUUCUCAGAGCUCUACUUGUGUCUCUGAUGAUAGAGUGGAAAGCGUGCAAUAUAGCGAUGUUCUUCUGUUGUUCAGGUUUGAUGAUCAUGACCUCCCAUUUAAACUAAAGGAAGUUAUAAUGUCUGAUCUGAGAUUGCUUACAUUAUUGGAGGCUGGUCUUCCUUCUUGGGUCAUCUUCCUUCAGUCAUAUCCAGUAUUGUGCAAUCUUUAUCGUCCUUGGAUGUGUCCACUUGCAAGACUUCUAUAUGUUUUGAUCUCAUUUGUCACUGUCCUCAUUGGAUUCUACGAUUUAUACAAAAAUGUUCCACUUCUUAAGGCAACUGCAUCUCGUAUAUGUGGGCCACUUUUUGAUUGGAUUGAAAAUUGGGAGAUGGUCUCAAGGAUCAAAUACUUGGGGACAAUGCUGUUUCUACAUAACUUCCAGAAGGCUCUUAGGUGGUUCCUUGCCAUUUCACAUUCCAUGCGAUCCUUUUUUUCAGUUCUUGUUCGACCUCUUGCAAAGUCAUUGGUGGAGAUUUUUGGGUUUCUUCUCCCAAGCCUGAAGUUUUUGUUUGAAAUAGCAGAAAGCAUCUUUUCUGUCAUUUGGAUCGCGGUUGAUACUUCUUUCAAUCUAGUAGGAGAUGUAUUGGAGCUGAUGUUUUUACCAUUGUGGUUUGUCCUCAGUGUUGUUUCAAGCAUUGCUACUUGUGUCUUAUAUCCUUUGUUUUGGAUUCUCUGGGAAUUACUAUAUGCUCCUGUUCGUCUUGUCCUGGCAAUAUCCAGUUUUGUGGCUUUUGUAUAUUCAUGCAUUUUUAAUACACUUGGCAACACGUGGCAAUUUGUUAGUGGCAUUUUCCAGUUGGCAUCAUAUUCUGAGGCAACAGUCAGUGCCUCUGAAGUUUCCAUGUUGCGCUCUCUUUGGAAUGACCUUUUUUCCCAGAUUUUCCGUGCUCUCAAGAGCAUAUUGUAUGGGUUUGUUGCCUUUUUCACAGCUUGCAAUAGGCAUCGACUAAGCAUCUACAAUCAUCUACAAGAGUUUAUCCAAAGAUUAUAUCGAAAGUGCCAAAGAUCACAGCAAGCAGAUUCACGAGGCAGUAGCAAAACUUGUCUUCCUCUGGAUGUGGAAGAAGAAAAGAAGAACAUUUGAUUAUGUCAAGUAUUUUGAGAGACUGCACUCUGUAUUGCAAAACAACUUUGACAAUCCUAACAUCAACGCGGCAUUUUCAGCAAACUCGAUACGAUUACCUGUAACAGUUUCAAUGUAUUACCCGUUCUUUUGGUCCCUUAGUUACUUACUUUCUCACUUUCUAUUUUCUGAUGAUUUUCAUAGUUGAAGAUAUAACAUGUACAUAUUGUAUGUACAGGAAUCCUGUAUAUUACUUCCUUCAAUGUAUAUUCAAAGUUGAAUAAUUCUGAAGUACAUAAAUUUUGU
Molecule: messenger RNA, 2706 nt
Organism: Abrus precatorius (Indian licorice)
Lineage: Eukaryota; Viridiplantae; Streptophyta; Magnoliopsida; Fabales; Fabaceae
Exons: 10
Coding region: 397-2421 (674 amino acids)
Source: RefSeq, a predicted model, not a curated record